AUGGCGAAGGAGACGGCUACUAUUAAGUUUUUAACUACUAUGUCUCCAUACGCCAGUGUCCCCAUCAAACCGUUGAAUAUCCCGGGACAUUUACAAAUCCUGAUUCCGAGGUUUCAGAUUUGGGAACCCGAAGUUCGGAACCAGCGGAUGUCGGCAAGCCGAAACCUCGGAAUGCACUCCGUUGACCUAAAAUGGAAACUUGCCCUGGACUAUUCGAUGGAUGCCGAGAUAAUGCCGGGGGUAUCCCGGCUGCCGGGACUUCGCCGUCGAUCGUCGUCAUGGCGUCCGAUGUGGAUAUUGCCCAAUUGGGAAGCGGAAAGGCGCUUCCGAGUCGGUGUUAUUGGCGCAGGCGUCAUAGGCGCCAGUUGGACGGCCCUCUUCCUCGCAAAGGGACUCAAAGUGAUUGUAACAGAUCCAGCACCAGGAGCUGAGUCUAAAGUCCGUGACUAUCUACGGCAGUAUUGCGCCGCGGUACCGAAUGCCACAGUUGAUCCUGCCACCUGCUUAGGAAAUUUCACAUUUGUCAACGACAUCGACCCAUACCUCGGAAGCCUAGACUUAAUACAAGAGAACGGACCAGAGAGGGUAGACUUCAAACGCCGUCUCUUCGCACAUUUAGACGCAAAGACGCCCUCACACGUCCUUAUCGCAUCAUCCUCCUCCGGCCUCCCAGCAUCACAGUUUGUCACAGAAUGCACAAACAACCCAGCCCGCAUUCUCAUCGGACAUCCCUUCAAUCCUCCACACUUAGUGCCCCUGGUUGAGAUUGUCCCUCACCCGGGAACGAGCCAGGAAUACGUAUCAGCCGCAUACCAGUUCUACCAAAGCCUAGAUAAGGACCCAGUGGUUGUCAAACAAGAAACGCCCGGGUUCAUCGCCAACCGCUUGCAAGGUGCUGUCUGUGCUGAGGCAUACAGCCUCGUUUCAAGAGGGAUUGUGUCCGCAGAGGAUCUUGAUAAAACUGUCACAUCUGGUCUCGGUCUCCGGUGGGCCUUGACAGGGCCCAUCAUGACGAAUACGCUUGGUGGCGGAGGGGACUUUCGUCAUUUUAUGGAUCACCUGGGUCCGGCAUUGAAGUCUUGGAUUGAUGAUAUGAAUCAGCAUCGAUUCGACAUGGCUUCUCAAGAUAAAGUUGAUGCUCUGAAGGAGACAGUGAAUGAGUGGGUGUCGCAGGUUGACUUGAGGAAGAGAGAAGCGGACCGUGAUGCUCUUUUGGCGGAUUUGGUUAGAAGUAAACUGGACCAAGCAGGAAAAUCGUGA
Molecule: messenger RNA, 1260 nt
Organism: Aspergillus affinis
Lineage: Eukaryota; Fungi; Ascomycota; Eurotiomycetes; Eurotiales; Aspergillaceae
Exons: 4
Coding region: 1-1260 (419 amino acids)
Biological process (GO): fatty acid metabolic process
Molecular function (GO): oxidoreductase activity, acting on the CH-OH group of donors, NAD or NADP as acceptor; NAD+ binding
Source: RefSeq, a predicted model, not a curated record